AGCACGUUUGUAAAUAUUAUUGAUGUGAGCAAGAAUUCAAAUAAUCAUUUAUGCAGCAGCCACAGGCAAAAACAAUAUAACUACUUUGUGUACAUAUUUUGCUUAUGUACUGGCCGUUGAAGGCGAUAAAGCGCAGAGGAGCAAAAGAUUUCUUGGAAUGUAUUUCGCUGACUUAUGCAUUUGAUGUUGCGGCUUGCAAUUGAAACUGAAAUUUAGCGCAUAAAAACAAAUAAUAUUUAUGGUCGCCGCUGAUGGUAUUGUGGAUCAGUGCGCCAAUUGCCUUGAAGCUGAUAAUAACGCGCCGAGAUUUUGAUUUUUCAUUUUUAAAUCUAUUGAGUUUUGUUUACGGGUGCUGCAAAAUGUGUGAAAGCCGUGAAAUACUGUUGGAUGCCAGCGAUGAGCGCGAUAAUAAUCCAGAGGUGAUCAUUGAUGCGGCCCAACUGGAGGCUCAGCACGAGUUUAUGGCGCCGCCAUAUGUCAGUCGAUUCGAUUCGUACAAGCCGCAUGUCUUUUUCAGAUCACAAAGUUGGUCCACUUUGGGCAUUAUUUUUUGUGUUUUUUACAAUUGUUUUAUACUUGUAAUAUUAUUACUAUCAUUUAUACACUCCAAGUUGGCACAUUAAAUCAUCAUAAAAGUG
This is a messenger RNA of Drosophila virilis, 638 nucleotides long. The record is from RefSeq and is a predicted model, not a curated record. NCBI's taxonomy places the organism in Eukaryota, Metazoa, Arthropoda, Insecta, Diptera, Drosophilidae.